CUCGCAUAUCAACAACAUGGGAACAAUAAAGCUACCUGUUCAUAAUCAUCCUUUGCUCUUCUCAGAUCGAUUUAACAAUGAAAGAUGUUCAGGCUGUGAAGUUUUUGGUUACAUUUACGGUGGCUAUGCCUGCAAUGAACCGGGGUGUGGAGCUAUGUUUCACAAAGACUGUGCUGAAUCCUUACCAGAGAUCAACCACCAAGGCUCACAACCAUCUUCUCAAGCUCAUCAUAGAUAAUAAAGUCUCUUGUAGAAUGUGUGGAUGCACUCGAAAAGUGGGUUACAGUUGUUCAACUUGUAACUUCACAGUGGAUUUGGCUUGCGUGAGGAGACGAUCUCCAUUGCCUGUUAUUGUACAUUCCAAGGCGCAUGACCAUCCACUUGUACUCGCAAAGGAAGUUUCGGCCAAUAUGAAUCGGUACUGCAAAGCAUGUGGCAUGCCGCAUUUACGUUGUUUACCUGUAUACGUAUGUGUUCGAUGCGAUUUGUUCUUUCAUAGAGAAUGUGUCAACCUCUUUCCCGAGAUAUGGCAUGCUUCUCAUCCCAAUCAUCCACUCAAGUUUGUCAUCACAGACAUACCUUCUAGUUUCAAAGAUGGACAAUGCCUUCUCUGUGCAAAAGCGUUGAGACGAGAUCUCCAACAUUGCGGUGUUUGUAAUUUCAGCAUAUGCUCAAGUUGUGCAAGAAAUCCACCACCAGUGGAUGUCAUGAGAAAGACAACCCAUGGACAUACACUUCACCUUGUUCCAAGACAUAUUGUCUUCACUUGCAGUGCUUGUGGAACGCAAGGUGAUCGGAGUCCUUACUUUUGUCUUCAGUGCAAUUUCAUGAUACAUCGAGAGUGCAUUCAUUUACCGCGCACCAUAAAUAUCAACUAUCACGAUCAUCGAGUUACUUACACUAGUUAUAUCGGACCUGGGGAUUGGACUUGUGGAGUUUGUCGCCGAAAGGUGGAUGAGGUUUAUGGGGCUUAUUCUUGUUCAAAAUGUCCUCAUUAUGUCGUUCAUUCAAGAUGCGCAACGAGAGAUGAUGUGUGGGACAAAAUAGAGCUUGAAGGUAUACCUGAAGACAACGAAGGAAUUGAGCCAUUUGAGGUAAUUGAUGAUAACACAAUUAAAUAUUUUAGCCAUCCUCAUAACUUGAUGCUCAUCAAGGAUGGUAUGGGUCGUGACGAAAGCAUAUGUUGUGAAGCAUGUACCUAUCCGGUGUAUUAUGAUCCAUUCUACAGCUGUGAACCAUGUGAGUUUUUUCUUCAUGAAUCAUGUGCUAAUUCUCUCCGAAAGAAGCGACAUGUAUGCCACAACCAAUUGUUUAGUCUUCACACAACCAAUGCUGAUUCUCCCGGGGAAUCUUCUAUUUGUUAUCUUUGUGAUCAAAGUUUCACUGGUUUCAAGUACAAGUCUGGAUAUAUCACUCUAGAUGUCCGAUGUGGUUCAAUUUCACAGCCAUUGAUCCAUGGAAGUCAUCCAGAUCCUUUAUAUUACAUAAAGAACAAAAAUCCCGAGAAGUGUAGCGCAUGUGAUGAGUAUUAUGUUGAGGGGUUCCGUUGCGACAAGUCUGAAUAUUACUUGGACUUCAGAUGUGCUCUUUUACCAAAAAAGGUUAUGAAACUUAGGUGCGACGAUCAUCCUCUUUACCUAGUUUUUGGUGACAACAUUGUAAAUGGUGAAUACUGGUGUGAUGUAUGUGAAGAGAAAGUAUAUCCAAAGAAGUGGUUCUAUACUUGUGACAUAUGUGGUGUCACUUUACAUGUUCUGUGUGUCGUAAGGAACUUCUCCCUUCACCAGCCUGAACCCCUGCUACCUAGACCUCUGGAUAGGCCUAGACGACGCCAGCCACCGCCCCUGCCAGGUGAGAUUCGCCCAUUUGAAGUAAUUCCUAACACUUCUAUAUGUAGACCCCAUUGCUCCAAGUGUCAUUCUCGAUGCACUCUCCCAUUUCUUCAGAAAUUUUCCAAGGAUGGAGUUCAUUUUAAAUUUUGUUCGACAAAAUGCUUUAUAAGCUUCUCCAAAUAAUCUCUCUUACAUUAUUGCUCCAAGCCAUGCCUUUCAUGUUUUACUUACAUCCUUCUCUACUUGGAAAUCUAUACUACUAUUAAUUGGGAAGCACACUUAGUAAUAAAAAAAAAUACAAUAAAACCAAUAUGCCAUACAAUGCCCCUACGAAAUAAAAAAAGAAAGAACAAGAAAAAAAAUAUUUGAGGGCAAAGAAGUAAUCUAAUUAAGUGAAAACACGCGGAUCCUUAGAUGUGCGAUAUUACUCUAUUCGGAUCCUGUUUAUGAUACAAUCAUUUCCAAACAGAUAC
Messenger RNA from Camelina sativa (false flax), 2305 nucleotides. RefSeq lists its product as uncharacterized. NCBI's taxonomy places the organism in Eukaryota, Viridiplantae, Streptophyta, Magnoliopsida, Brassicales, Brassicaceae. The record is from RefSeq and is a predicted model, not a curated record.